This is a messenger RNA of Helicoverpa zea (corn earworm), 1022 nucleotides long. Its product is annotated as 3-oxoacyl-[acyl-carrier-protein] reductase FabG-like. The record is from RefSeq and is a predicted model, not a curated record. The coding region runs from base 16 to 771 and encodes 251 amino acids. Lineage: Eukaryota; Metazoa; Arthropoda; Insecta; Lepidoptera; Noctuidae. Gene Ontology annotation, molecular function: oxidoreductase activity. The transcript has a single exon.
UAGCAGUUGUUCAACAUGAGCUUCAAGAACAAAGUGGUCCUUAUUACCGGAGGCAGUGCCGGCAUCGGUGCAGCCACUGCCAUCCAAUUCGCGAAGGAUGGAGCUAACAUUGCUAUAGUCGGCCGAAACGAAGCUAAUCUGAAAAAAGUAGCGCAGCGCUGCGAACAACUUGGAGCCCCAACCCUGAUAAUCAAGGCAGAUGUGGCUAACGAUGCAGAAGCGAACACUAUUGUCAAAAAAACAGUUGAAAAGUUUGGCAAACUUGAUGUUCUGGUUAACAACGCUGCUAUUUUGAAGAAUACUACAUUAGCGAGCCCUGAUGUGAUGAAAAUCUACGAUGAAGUGACUGGUAUUAACUUGCGGGCCAUCAUACAUCUGACAAGUUUAGCGGCUCCACACUUAGCGAAGACGAAAGGGAACAUUAUCAAUAUAUCAAGCAUACUAGCUACGACAUACGUCCAAGCUUCUCAGUUGAUGAUGUACUGUAUUUCUAAGGCUGCCCUAAAUCAUUUCACCAUUGGAGCUGCCUUAGAGCUGUCGGCUUAUGGCGUGAGGGUGAACAUCGUCAGUCCUGGGCCUGUUCGUACUGAUAUGCUCAUGGGCUUGGAGACAGAUAAAGUCUGGGAGAACAAUGUGAAUGCUACAGCUCUGCACAGGAUUUCAGAGCCUGAAGAAGUGGCUGAUGUUAUCAUGUUUUUGGCAAGUGAUAAGGCGAAAGGUGUGACUGGCUCUAAUUAUGGUGUAGACAAUGGUGUGUUGUUGAAGUUCUAAGUUUUUAAAAGUAUUAAUCGAUAAGGAAAAUUGUGUAAUUUACCAGUGCCAAGGAAAUACAUUGUGUUUGUUUAUCUGUUCUAUAACGUUUAUAGCAGUCAAUAUAUAAGGUAUUUACAUUUGAUAAUAGAAAAAAAUGUGUGUUCUACAUUUUACCUGUUUAACCUAAAACAUACAGUACAUAUAUAUGUUGUUUAUAUACUCAAAUGUAUUUUGUCUUCGAGAAAUAAAUUAAUAUUCAUUGUUUUGUA